Molecule: messenger RNA, 1462 nt
Organism: Lates calcarifer (barramundi perch)
Lineage: Eukaryota; Metazoa; Chordata; Actinopteri; Centropomidae
Product: cubilin
Exons: 11
Coding region: 329-1462 (377 amino acids)
Molecular function (GO): calcium ion binding
Source: RefSeq, a predicted model, not a curated record
AUCUCGCACUAUUAAAACACAUUUUUAUCAGGGAAGGCUCAGGGAGCCACCUAAGACAAGGUUUUAUUAAAAUAUUUACCCAGCGCUAACCCACUUCUGACACCUAUAAAACACACGCAAACAAGGUCACAUGAAGCAAGUUAUUUAUCUCCUACAAUCAUGUGAGGGUCAUUUUCACUCAAUAGUAAAGUUAACCAGCUUUUGUAAAUUGUGAUGUACUUUAUGGUUGUCCUCUAAGGUCAAAGUCUUGACAGUGAGCAUUAGAGCGUGGCAGCACAUCAAACCUCAGUAAAGCUGUUUGGAGUGUCCAGGCGACACAUCUCUUUCUAUGGCUGGGACACUGCAGCUGUCAUGGCUAUUCUUCAUACUCCUUUUCCUUCUGGUGGGACUGCAAGGAGAGGAAAGGGACGCAGCGCAAAGACGAAACAAGAGGAGCAUUAGCAAUGACCAACCUCGUAUGCUGUCAGAUAAUGGUCACCUCGUUUUCACAACUGGGGAGAAUAAAGACAUCCGCUUCCAAACAUCAGCAUCAGGCCGGGUUAAAGUGGGUACUGAAGACCUCACCCAACUUUUGACUCAGAUAAAAACCAACAAAGAUGACAUUGAUUACAUUAAAUCUCACGGAGGUGGUGUUCCCCCUGAUAUCACUAACAAACUAAACCAGCUUGAUACCAAGGUGUCAGCAGCUGAGAAUAGAGUGACUGCCCUUGAAGCGACAGUUCACAGGGUGGCUUGCAGCAGCAAUCCCUGUCAGAACGGAGGGACAUGUCUGAACUUACUCAACUCAUACCACUGUCUGUGUCCCAACAACUGGGCUGGUCCUAACUGUGCAACAGAUGUCAAUGAAUGUCAGGUGUAUGCAGGAACCUUUCAGGGUUGUCAGAAUGGAGCAACCUGUGUCAACACUCCUGGAUCAUUCACUUGUACCUGUUCUCCAGAAUGGUCUGGGAGUCUCUGUACUGUGCGUUAUGAUGACUGCAGAAAUGCAGGACGGGACUUGUGUGUUCAUGGCACAUGUAUUGAUGCAGACCGGGUUGUAACUGGACAGCCUAAAUACCAGUGCAUCUGUGAGAGUGGCUGGGAGGCUCCAGCUGGGAACCCAGCCUGUGUAGCUGAUGUUAAUGAGUGUGACCUGCCCGUCAAGCCUUGUUCCACCAACCCUGCUGUUACCUGCUACAACACUCAGGGUUCCUUCUACUGUGGAGCCUGUCCUGCUGGCUGGCAAGGCAACGGUUACAGCUGUCAGGAUGUGGAUGAAUGUUUGACCAACAAUGGUGGCUGCUCCACCACUCCGAUGGUGCAAUGCCUGAACACCAUGGGUUCCUUCCACUGUGGUUCCUGCCCUCCAGGUUAUGAAGGGGAUGGGAGAACAUGCACUCAGACCAACAUCUGCGCUGUCAAUAAUGGAGGCUGUUACCCAACAGCUACUUGCUCCUCAAAACCCAGUGGAAUUAAAGAGUGA